Dunckerocampus dactyliophorus (ringed pipefish) is the source of this 2090-nucleotide messenger RNA. It is a transcript of the gene klhl38a, whose product is annotated as kelch-like family member 38a. Lineage: Eukaryota; Metazoa; Chordata; Actinopteri; Syngnathiformes; Syngnathidae. Gene Ontology annotation, molecular function: protein binding. The record is from RefSeq and is a predicted model, not a curated record. Bases 27 to 1787 code for a protein of 586 amino acids. The transcript has 4 exons.
GCUGUUCUUGGCUCUGUGUGCAUCGUAUGAACAAAAUGGCCCAACGACCAUAUGAAGUCUUUUCUUUCAAAGACUCUGAACUUGCAUCCCACCUUCUCGCCCAGCUCAACGCCCUUCGUCAGGCGCGCGUCCUGACGGAUGUCCUCUUAUGCACGGAGCACCAGGAGAUCCCCUGCCACCGCAACGUUCUGGUGUCCAGCAGCCCGUACUUCCGCGCCAUGUUCUGCAGCAACUUCCUUGAGAGCAGCCAGGCCCGGGUCAACCUGAAGGGAAUCUCGUCGCGUGUCCUCCUGGGGAUUGUGGACUAUGUGUACACAGGUUGCAUCACCAUCACCCUGGAGAUGGUUCUCCCACUCAUGCAGGCUGCGUCCAUGCUCCACUAUGGUGGUCUGUUCGAGGCCUGCUCGGCUUUCCUCCAGGAGCAGCUGAGUCCGGAGAACUGCCUGAGCAUGAUUAGGCUCUCCGAGAUUCUCCACUGUGAGAGCUUGAAGGAGCGAGCGAGAGAACUUGCUGCGCGGUGCUUCUCGGACGUGGCUGGCACCGAGGAGUUCUGCGAGCUCUCCCUUCAGGAGCUCAUGUGCUACCUGGAGGACGACCGCCUGUGCGCCGAGGAGGAGCAGGUGUUUGAGACUCUCUUGGCGUGGAUCCACCACGAUCCGUUCUCGAGACGCGGGGCGAUCCACGACCUCUUCAAGAAGGUGCGCCUGCGCUACAUCCAUCCGACGUACCUCUUCCAGUUCAUUGCCAAUGACCCGCUGGUGCAGUCGUCCUCUCUCUGCAUCGAGAUCAUCGAGUCGGUGCGCCGCCUCAUGCUCUCCGUGACAUCCGGGUGUAGCCAUGAGCUGAAGCCCCUAUGGACCACGCCACGGCGGUACACCUGCCAGGAAACGCUGGUGGUGGUGGGCGGGCGCAAGAACAACGAGCAGACUUCCAGGGAGGCGUUGCUUUACGACGAGAGCACCCAGCGCUGGCAGUGGUUGGCCAAGUUGCCCCUCAGACUCUACAAGGCCGCCUACGUGUGCAUCCACAGCAUCCUGUACGUCCUUGGCGGGCUCAGCCUCUGCAUGGGGUCGGGCCACAGCUCGGUCAGCGCCGCCGUUUACACGCUCUCGCUCAAGACCAACCAGUGGCGCACUGCCGAGCACAUGCUGGAGCCUCGCUACGGCCACCAGAGUGUCUCCUUCUUGCACUUCAUCUUUGUGCUGGGCGGCAUCGGCGUGGACAAGCAGAUCUCGCGCUCGGUGGAGAGAUACAACAGCAUGUUCAACCGGUGGGAGGCCAUGGCGCCCAUGCCCACCGCCGUGCUGCACCCGGCGGUGGCCGCCUGCGAUCAGAGGAUCUACGUUUUCGGAGGGGAGGAUGCUCAGCAGAUCCCGGUCAGGCUCAUCCAGGUCUACCACAUCUCUCACAACGUGUGGUCCAGGUUGGAGACCAGGACGGUGAAGAACGUCUGCGGUCCGGCAGCCGUCAUUGAGGAUAAAGUCUACAUCGUCGGCGGCUUCACCAGGAGAAUGAUCGCCUACGACACCAAGGCCAACAAAUUCAUCAAGUGUGAGAACCUGAAAGAGCGGUGCAUGCACCACAGCGCCACCGUGGUCCACAGCAAGCUCUACAUCACCGGAGGGAGAACCCUGGCGGGCCACGACGCCAUCGAGGACUCGGACUGCUUCGAGUGCUACGACCCAAAGAGCGACGUGUGGACUUCCAAAGGGUCCCUGCCAUACAAGUUGUUCGACCACGGCUCGCUGGCCCUUGUUUGUGUUUCCAACAGACCAAAACCUCCGUGAUCCUCCUCUGGCAUCCAGGAUCCCAAAACAGCACCUACAACAACGGCAAGCACCUUUGAUGACCCAAUUGCUGUCCUCAGAACUCAGGCUGUUUUUAAUGCUGCAUUUCUACAGUACGUAUUUUUCCAGCCCACUAAAUUCCAAUCCAUACCAAAUUCCAAAUGAAAAACAUCUGUUUUUAGGAAAACCCAACUGCCCCAGCAGGGGGCGCUAUAACCUCAAGCCCUUACGGCCAUUUACAGCCAAUUGGGAGCAUGAAGAAAGUCAAUUGUGGAAAAGACACAAAUGCAAAUUGCACCACAA